UAAUUUAAUCCUUGUCAACUUGCUUCUCCAAGUUCCACUAAGAAGCCUAAGGCUAUCUGUGGACUCUUAUUCCUUUCCUGUAAUGGCAAGAAAGACCGCAGAUUCAGAUAACAGAUAAAUGAUUUUUAGACAAGUUAAGAACUCCGGGUCCACAGUAGAGUUUUUUGUUCCUAUCAUGAAAGAUCGAAGGGAAUUAUCAGCAAAGAACACAAUCCUAGCAUUUGAAGCAUAGGGGACAUCCAGCCGUCAAGGUACUUUUUGAUAAUCUUUCUUUAAAGCAAUGGACUUCUUCGAAUGGAAUCCAUAUGAUAUCCAGUAGUGAACUCCAAGCCUCGGAAAAUAACUUCCAGUUCUUGCAACCUCUAAAUGAAACAUAUAUAAACACUAGAACAAGCAAGCUGACGUCCAUAGCUUCACAACAGUAUACCAAGAUGAAUUCAACUCUUCUUUUGUUCAUCAUCUUCUGCACUUCCAUCAAUAUCUGCCUGGCAGAUAGCGGUAACCUCCAGGAUGCUUGUCCAACCGAUAUGAAAGCAAAACAAACUACGUUCGUCAACGGUUUCCCUUGCAAGAAUCCUUCCAGCAUCAUUGCUCCAGAUUUCAAGACUUCAGACAUAAACCAUACUGGAGAUACAGACAACUUCCUUCAUUCCUCGGUAAACAUACUCACUGCUGCAGAUUUCCCAGGCCUGAACACUCUCGGCCUAUCAAUUGCAAGAACUGACCUUGAUUUGGAUGGUAUGGUAAUGCCUCAUUCCCACCCUAGAGCCUCUGAGUUGUUCUUUCUUAGAAAAGGUAUUGUGCUUGCUGGUUUUCUCGACAGCAACAAUACUCUUUUUCAAUCGCUCAUAAAGGGAGGCGAUGUCUUCUUGUUUCCCCGCGGUCUGCUCCAUUUUUGCUUGAAUGCUGGUUAUGAGCCUGCAACUGCAUUCUCCGUACUGAACAGCCAGAAUUCAGGGGUGGUAAGCAUUGCUGGUGCCUUGUUUGAGACUAAUUCGGAACUGAUAGAUAAGAUUACAAGGAAAUUGAUCUCCGUUCCCGUGUCCGAGCUUAAACACAUCAGGAAUGCCACUCUGGCUAAAUUUUCCAGAAUUCAUAUACAGUAAAGCCUAAGAACAUUGUGCUGAUUUAUAGUUUCUAUAUGAAGUGUUGUAUUGCCAUUGGUACCAGCUUGAACAUUUGUGUGCAACAUGAGUGAAAAAUGCACUCUUUUGUUUUAAAAUGCUUACUUCAGUGGUUUGAUGUUCCACUCUAUAUCCAUACUUUUAAGACAAGAUACAAAAGAGUGUUCUUGGAUUGCAUUGGUGUAUUAUGUCUUAAUUUUUGCUUGUACUUUGAGCCCUAAGUAAAUCUCUAGAGCUUGAUUAUAUUUGUUUUGA
Molecule: messenger RNA, 1379 nt
Organism: Theobroma cacao (cacao)
Lineage: Eukaryota; Viridiplantae; Streptophyta; Magnoliopsida; Malvales; Malvaceae
Product: RmlC-like cupins superfamily protein
Molecular function (GO): manganese ion binding
Source: RefSeq, a predicted model, not a curated record